CAAGCAAAAUAUUAAUAUACAGCAGCACAAGUUGUCAAUCCCUCGAAUAUACGCGAAUGUCGAAAACAAAAUGGAUCGCGGUUCAGAUGACUCCAUCAAAUUCAAGCUUUUUCUUGAGGAAUUUACGGCGAAACACAACGGACCUGUAACUUCCGAUGAUCCUCUACCGUUUCGAUUAGUGACUUAUCGUCUCACACCAGACGAAGUAGAAGGAGAAUGCAUAGAAUGGGUGAUGGAAUAUCUGUUUGGCCAGAAUCACUGUCCGCCUGCAUAUGCUGCAGCCAUCGCCAAGGCAACCGUGGAUGCAGUCCAAUCUUCAGACAUCUCUAGUUAUGAGGAUGAGAGAGAUGAAGAUGAAGGAAAAUUAAUAGAGGCAAAUGGAUUUGCCCGGUUUGUCUUCAGCAAGGUACACAGGAUAUGCGAAGAAUGGAAUACAAGUAUGCCUUCCAUCACAGUGGGUCCUGGUAUUCAUCAGGUAUCGCUACAUGCUGUCAGGAAUACCAGGAGAAAAAUGGAAGACAAACAUGUGGUCUUACAAGACAUUAAUGCAAUGUUCAGAUCAAGAUUAAAGGAACCUGAUGAUAAGCCGCGCUCCUUCUAUGCUGUAUACGAUGGACAUGGUGGUGUGGAUGCUUCAUACUAUGCCGCAGCUCAUCUCCACCUACACACAGUCAGUCAACCAGACUUCAUUGAGAGCCCUACCAAUGCUUUGAAGAAAGCAUUCAAUGAGACGGAUGAGGCUUUUAUUCAGAAAGCAGGACGAGAGGGCCUUCGAAGUGGAAGCACUGGUGUAGCAGUGGUGAUAGAGCCAGACACCAUUCAUUUAGCAUGGCUAGGAGAUUCACAGGCUGUCCUUAUGAGAGACUGUAAACCUGUUAUCAUAAUGGAUCCACAUAAACCUGACCGAGAGGAUGAGAAGAAAAGAAUAGAGGAGCUUGGAGGCUGUGUAGUGUGGUUUGGAGCAUGGAGAGUUAAUGGAAGUCUGGCUGUAUCAAGAUCAAUAGGUGACCCUGAUUACAAGCCUUACGUAUGCAGCGAUGCGGACACUGCCAUUCUACCUCUAGAUGGCUCAGAAGAGUGCAUCAUCAUUGCUUGUGAUGGACUCUGGGAUGUAAUAACACCGGAAGGAGCAUGCACAGCCAUACAGGAAUUCAUCAAGUCUGGGGCAGAUCUCUCGGGAGUAGCCCCCGAAUUGGUUUCCAUGGCGAAGGAUGCAGGUUCCAAUGACAACAUCACAGUCAUGGUUGUGUUCUUGAAUCCACUCAGGGCAACUAAGAAUGCAGGAAGCAACAGCAAAAAAGAAGAACUUGUUGUAUCUGGUGAUGGAGAUCAGGAAAAAGACUCUGGAAAUAUUGUAAAAGAAGCCAUUACCAGAGAUGAUAACCAGAGUGCGAACACACCAGCGGUCAGUGGAGAGACUUCAGACUUGUCGGAGGGACUUCAGAACAUGGUUGUUCAGAAUGCUGUAGAGGCAAAUUCAAACAAUAACAAUAUCAAUCGGAAUAGUGGUCGGAAAGACAGUAAGAGUGUUCUCAAUAUGUCUAAAGAUGAUAAAGAUCUUGUAAUAAAAAACGGUGUGAAUGUGAUAAAGAAAUCCUCUAAUCAGAAAGCCAGGAAGAGCUCCAUUGGGCACCACACUGCUGGCGUAUACGUCGAGAAGAAUGGACAGAGUCCAGAACUCAUCUCUGACUAUUCAAAAACAAACUCAAAGUCACAGGCAAGGAGGCGUAGCUCACUCAAGAAAGGAACAGUGGGUGUAAGUCCUAUACGACGUACUUCAAGUACACCAGCUGUCCAUCAGAGGAAAUCCUCUUUUAACAAUGGCACAGUAGAGGAUGUCAUCAUAGUGGACCUUGGUGUUGAUUCCAAGGCAGAGAAGCCAAAUCGUUCAAAUAAGUCCUCUCCUGUCCAGCAUAAAUCGAUGCCUAUCUCCAUCAAACCAAAGAGUUUAACACGAACAAGAUCCCUUCCCAGAGACCCUAAGCUGGCUGCCAUUAUGAAGAACAAGCUUGCGGCUGCCAGCAGUCAGUCAUCACCUACCAAAUCUGAUAUUCCCCGCUGAUAUCUGCUGAAUGAAGUUUCAAACCUCUCAUUGUUGUCGUUGCCAGUAUGCAGAACCUGUGUAUGUAUGUACGUAGAGAUCCAUUUAGACAUGGAGCUUUUCAGGGUGGCCUUUGGCAGAAGAGGUCUUUGACACACCCCUAGGCCUUGUCUAAUAGCUGUACCAUGCCUUGGUAAUACAACAUGGACAGACUGCGUUUCUGGAUAAUCAGAUGCAGUGGACAGUUUCCAAGGCAAUGUGUGUAUCUGAUAUUAUAAAAUAGAUACCGUUGUCAUCAGGGAAUAGUGCAUUACAUUUAGGUCUUAAAAUCACUGCUCAGCUAUUAUAUAGCAUACACGUAUUGACUCUUUAAACAUUAAAUCUGUCGAGGACAUUUUCUAACAGGAAAGUAAGAAGAAGAUGCACAUCGAUCUGUGUUAGUGACAUAUUGUUUGGCAUGUCCUGUGAUUGAAACAUGUUCCUGCAGUAAAAGUAUCUUUUUGUUGAACUUCAUUAGCCAAUAAAAUAAUGAUUUAAUGAGAAUGAUAGUAAUAAUGUUAUCUACUUAUAAUCUAGUAAUAAUGCUAUCUACAUGUAGGAAUAAGUGCAACUCAUCUAAAAUUAAUCAUGCUGUGUACGUCUUUACAGGACUGUUCCUGUAGGUACAUAUGAGCUUGCAAUAUGAAAUGUCAGACAUUGACUUUGUGUAUUCUCUUUAAAAUUAUUGUACUGCAACUCAAUGCAAUACACAUAAAUGCUGAGCUGAGCUGAACUACUAAGAACAAACUCAGACAACCAAAGUAUAUAUUGUAUUAUUGUGUCUACAUGCAUAUGUUGAAUUGUAAUUGACAGUGUGACACCCUACACACUCUUUGCUAAGUAGUCCAAUCAAAAGUAGUUAUAGGAAUAUAAGAAUGUUAUGCACGUAGCACAAAGUAUUUAAGAGCUAUCAUUUAUUGGUUUGUUCACUGUAAUUGUGUUGAUCCUCAAAUGUUUGGCAAGUUAUAGGAAAGCUUUGUAUCAGAGUGUUAUACACCUUUAUUGUUGUCAUGCUGAAUGUUUAUGCAUUGUAUAGGUUCACAUUUGGAAAUUGCACAUUUUAUUUUGGUUCAAACUUAUCAGGGAAUGGAAAAUAUGAAACAGUGAUUUAAUUAUCUAGUUAUAUCAAAACCUCAAAAUUAUCCUGUUAAACUGAAGAAAAUCUUAAUUACUGUCAAAAAUUCACACAUGGAUUUGCUAAGAACACUGUAUUCCUAGAGGAUACAGAAUAAGUGAAAGUUGUUUAAGUGGCAGAUGUGGGAGAUGAAUCAGAUCCUUGAAUAGUUUGAUUUCCAUCAGCUAAAUUUAAUUUUUGUGGAUUGAAGUACUUGUCAUCAGCAAGUAUCAUUAAAUUUAUCAAAAUCAAGUUCCAAGUUUGUCACUAGUAAACUUAAGUUCAGUUUUCAGAACUUAUAAAACUAAACAUGUGUCUUAUUUCUAACAGACAGUGCCUCUGUGAUUUUUAGUGGAUAAUAAUUUAUCAUGAGAAGUACUGAAAAGUCUAGAAUAUCAUGUGAAAUCACUUGCUUUCUAAUGAAACUUGGCCUGAAGAAGUUUUUAUUCUUAUAACAACUGAACUAGACAUUCUUCUUACAUCUAACUUAAUUUACUAAUAAUCACACUUUUUUUUUAAUUUCUCAAAGUAUAUACAGUGUUAAAAAUGUGUCUGUUGUGAUAAAUGCUGAAGUUUUAACCUCAAUUUUGAGAGAAACCAUGGGAAAAUAAAUAUUCUGUCACUCACUUUUCUACAGAUGCUUUUACAUUUUAUAAACCUCUAUGGUAAACAAAUGUGUUUUUCUCUCAAGUGCGAAGAUGACUAUUGUACCUUUGGAAUGACGUCUUCAUAUUUCAAAAUUUCAUCUGCCAGUACAUUCCAAUAGGAUCCCAAGGAUUAAUUAAUCUAGACACCAUAGGAAUUAUUGUAUUCUACCUCUCAUUCACAUUCUCUUUACACUUACAAUAUAUUCUUAUUUGUUAUCAUGGUGGAUUAUUUUAGUUUAGAAGAUGAAAAGUUUAUGCAAUUUGUUAGUGACUCAAAAGUGCCAUUGUAUUGCACCUUGAAUAAAAAAAAAGAAGAUAGAUCUUGUUUAUAUAAAAAGGUUAAAUAAAAAAAAAAGAAUGUUUAACCGUCUAAGAGUGAAAGUAAUAACUUAUAAAUGUAGGUAAAGACUCUUUAUACAUUCAUAAGAUUAUAUUAUAUGACAUAUUGUAUCUUUCUAAAAGUGUAGAAUGCAAUGUACAAAAUGUGAUAGGUGGACUUUAUAGAGGCAUCUGAACUUGAUUAUUUCAAAGUAUCUGAUGAUAAAGGAUACAAUAACGCUGAAUAUGUAUGUUUGACUAAUAAACAGUCAUGGAAUUCCUCUGUAAAAAAGAAGAAAUAACAAACAGGCUUUUAAAAAAAAUGUAAGUCAUAAAAUGUGUGGUAAUUAUUUUUUUUACUUUUGGUUUUGGAUAAGUUGGCAUGUUCAUUUUAUAUAUUUUUUAAGCAUGCUUCUUUGACAUGCAAUGCAAUAUUUAAACUUAGAUGAACCAUUUCAAAGGUUUUUUGCUUCACAAUGAAAGAAAUAAAAAGAUAGGAUUGGUUGUGAUAAAUUUUCUAUUUCACUGACAGAAGAUGAGCAAUACUUUGUGUUAUAUAGUUGGAAGCACUAUGGUCAGGAUUUGACAAGAAUGAUGGUAUACUAGUAUUCUGUGGCCCAUUAUUAUGCCUAAAAUACCUGCAUGAUUUUGUUUGGAUUUUAGUUUUAAAAGAUGGUAUAUUUUGUUACCCCCAAUACCUUGAUAAUUUUAUUUUUUAAUAUUUUAUAUUGCAAAUACAAAUCCCACCUUGAUGUUGGGACUGGCACACAUCCUUAUGUGAUUGGCUUGGUAUAAAAGUCUAGACAUGUCUUCAAGGGAGUGAUUAUGCAGGGGGGGGGGGGGGGGAGAGGCCGAAAAGUUUACCUGAUAUUAGAUAGUUGGGCUUUUUAUUGGAAGAAAAAGGUUUGCUCUUGUGAUGAGUCUUGGCAAGACAUCUAGGAUAAUGAGUCAAAUUAGUGGUUAAUUUCAAUGUUAACGAUCUAUGUUUUGGGAAUUUUAGCAAACAAGAAAUCGCACUCCUAUAUAUCUUAGUAUAUCACACCCCACCAUUUUCCAGCUUACUUUAAUUCAAAUUGGGGGGGGGGGAAUCAGGGCAUCCAACUUUACUCAUCACGUUCAAAUAUUUGGAAAUGGCAAACAAUAUGUAAACAGCUUUUGAAAUACAUGAAUAUUCUAUCAUCUCUAUCAUUUCUUUUUUGUAGUUUGAUGCUGACUUGCUUAUAGCUUUACUUGAAAACUUGGUUGUGUCACAAGUUGAAUACAGCCCUGCUAUGGACCUUUUGAAAUUCAUUUCUAUGCAAGUAAUUAUGCCUCGUAGAGAUCUUAUGCAAAUAUGAGUGGAGAAAAUGUGAUACAUGUAGGUAGUGGUGAUUACUGUGGUAGCUAAUAUUCAGUGCAUUGUUUAUACAUGUAUAGAAAAAUGAUUGAUCGUAAUUGCUGUGAUUGAUGGAAUAUGCAUCAUGUGACAUGCAACAAUUUUUAGAUAGUGCACAAUAAUGCACUAGCUCCUGUGUUGAUUAAUGUACCUUAAUUUUUUUUUUAGAUAAUACAUUUGGUUAUGUUUGUGGGAAUUUUGGAAUAUAUAUUUUCUUUCAAGGAAAAAACAGUAUUUAACUCGACGUAAUGAUCAAACUCGUAAUUCAUUUGGUUCACUUAUUAAAAUCAUAGUAAGUUCCCUUAUGCAGAUGUCUUGUUGUGGCCAAUAGGUUUAUCUUCAAUUUCACAUGCUAUUAGAACUAUCACAUUUUCUAAAUACGGUAAUACACAAAGAUUGGACUGCAUGGAAACUUAUAAUUCACUUAAAAUACUGUUUGCAAGUUGGUUUAAAGUAUAUCAAAGCAUGUUCAUUGUAAGGACUAACAAAGUUUUUUGGGUGUAAUUUCUUUCACACUAUAUGACUGCAUUUUAAUAUGCUUGGUUUUAAAGGGAUAAGGGGGCAGGUCACAUGUUCACAUAAAAUGACACUGGGGGAGAACAUGUACAUUUGUUCACUUGGUAAAAAUGCAUUUGAAUAUUCUGGGCAUAAAGCACAGAGAGUGACUCCUAAAAAUGUAACUUUGCAUUUCCCUCCAUGAUAGCCUUAUUUGGUAUAUAACCUUAAAGGAGAAUGAAACUCUUGGAGCAAGUUAGCUUUUGUGAAAGCAGAAAAAUCAAAGAAUAAGAUCAACAAAAGUUUGAGUAAAAUAGGACUAGCAAUAGAAGAGUUAUGAGCGUUUGAAUGUCGAGAUCACUAAUGCUAUGGAGAUCCUCCCAUUGGCAAUGCGACCAAGAUCUAUGAUGUCACAGAUGAACAACUCUCCCCUUUUGGACACUGAAAAUAUACCCCAAAACAUCUCUUUUUGCUCAUUCUAAUCAUAUGACAAACGAUUCAUCAAUGAUAUAAUGUUGUGAAACCUCUGUAAUUGUCCUCCCAUAUAUAAAGAGAACACCUCACCUUGUGAUAGACUCUAUAAAAGUGAGAAUAUAAGUGAAAUAAGUACUAAAGUAAUGAGGGAGUUGUACGUGUGUGACAUCACAGAUCUUGGUCGCAUUGCCAAUGCGAGGAUCUACAUGGCAUUAGUGAUCUCAAUAUUCAAAUGCUCAUAACUUUCUUAUUAUUCAUUCAAUCUUCCUCAAACUUUCAACAAUAAGUUUCUUUGAUUUUUCUCUUUGAUAUGGAUUCAGCUGGUUCCAAGGGUUUCAUUCUCCUUUAAAAGAUUUUCACUUGUGUAAUUAUACACCACAUUAUAAAUGGCAAAUUUCAAAUGAUAAAUGAAUAGGUAUACAUGUACGGUGUUGUUAUUGGCAUCAAUUGUGAUUAUAAAAGCCUUUGGCGGAAGGGGAAUAGUAUAUAUUUUUUAAAAGUGACAAUAACAUCACUUGAUAUUCUUAGAAAUCAUUUGAUGACAUAAAAUAGUUAAAGUGAGAGAACGGUUUUCUGGCUAUAAAUAGUUUCAUGACCACUUUUGAAAUUUAUACCAGGGGCCCGUAACACAAAGCUUGGCAAUGUUCAUAGAACAUUUUUCUACGUUUGAUUGCAUUGACUACUUGUAGUACAAUCAAUCGUAAAAAUCAAGUGUACGAUAAUCGCAACUCUUUGUGUUACGGGACCCAGGACAGUGUAUAUGUAUAUAGAAUGGAAGACUUUAUUGGAUUUUAACCAACAACUGAAAUGUAAAUUGUAAUUUAGUGGUUGAGAGAUAUAAAACUCUUUAUGACUGUGUUCAGUGUAAUAUACAUUUUAUAUAAAAGUUGUGUUUUUAAUAGUUUUGAUUGUGUGUUCAUAUCAUGUAGGUUCUACGCAUUUUUAUAUCUUCUCUUUAUAAAGUGACAGAGGUCUCCUUGAACAGAAUUAGGCACAGAGUUCAUUAAAGUAAAUGAUGUAGCUAUA
Molecule: messenger RNA, 7529 nt
Organism: Lytechinus pictus (painted urchin)
Lineage: Eukaryota; Metazoa; Echinodermata; Echinoidea; Temnopleuroida; Toxopneustidae
Product: protein phosphatase 1E-like
Exons: 7
Coding region: 71-2062 (663 amino acids)
Biological process (GO): peptidyl-threonine dephosphorylation
Molecular function (GO): protein serine/threonine phosphatase activity; cation binding
Source: RefSeq, a predicted model, not a curated record